Molecule: messenger RNA, 2769 nt
Organism: Leptonychotes weddellii (Weddell seal)
Lineage: Eukaryota; Metazoa; Chordata; Mammalia; Carnivora; Phocidae
Source: RefSeq, a predicted model, not a curated record
UUUCCAGGCCUGAGCGAGUAAAGCAAGUGCUCCAAGACCAUGCUGCAAAGACAGUCAUCCUGGCUCCAUCUCAUCCAACUUUCGUGGCUUCCCAGGAUUUGCAUCAGUGCAAUUAUGACCACAUCUGGGAGAAUAUUUAUACCAACAUCAACCUCUACCAGAAUGAAAAUAUGAAGGAAGAUGACCUUUCAAUGGAACAAAAUGAAAAUUACCUAGCACAAAUAAGUUGCUGCCAACAUGCUGAUGAGCCUAUCAAGCAGAAAAAAGAGAAAGGGUACAGCUAUGCAAUGGCCCUACAACUGCUGGGUUUGGAUGGUGGGACUGGGCCCAGUGAUAGGGAUCCUGUCCUGAUGAGAGGGACCUACUUGUCCUUUCUGUAUCUGCGCCACCUGCGAAUCAGGGAGCUGCAGCGCACCUGUCUAGGAAUUCUGAACUACUUCAGAUCUGUUGAGCAAACACUGACAAUCAACACUUCAGGCCUUACCUUGGUUGCAGGAAGUCUGGUCCCUACCAUAGAAGAUAGUUCCUGGGUAAAUAGGGCCACAGGAGGCUUGGGCACCUUGCAAGGCAUAGGAGCUCACCACUAUGUCCAUGGGACAGCCACCGAGCACAAGGUCCACAGUGUCCAGUUCAUGGAGUUCUCGGAAGUGGAGAACCAGGAUGACUACUACAGCAUGGACGCUGCUUGCAUCUACACGCAGGACCAGCGUGGAGUACAUAUCAUGUAUGAUGAAGCCUUGAGUGAUCUGAAGGAGCUAGAGGCAGAACUGCUGCUUGUGGCCAGCCAUUACAUUGAGAAAGGAAAAGAUCACAAAGAGGGCAACGAGUCAAAUACUGGCCAGGACUGGGGAUGGGCCCAUGCAAGUGUGGAUAGAUUUGCUGUGCUGUAUGACAUGUGGACUUGGGAAGCAGCCCUUCUAGAAAACAAGCGUCAGCUUCUUGACUGUUACUUUGAAGCCUACCAGCACGUUCUGGACCCUGAGGAGAGGUUUGCCUUAGCACAAGUGAUCACUGACAUCAUGCACAGGCGCCCAAGGUUUGAUUUCAGCCACCCUUACUUCAUUAAGGCCUACCGAGAUGAAUGCACCUGUCUGAGGCUUCACUUGCAGCUCGUGAGGGGCAUCCUCAAUCAGCACAUAGAGUGUCAGCAGGAGUAUGUCCAGAGGCUUUGGCAGGAAGGCCGUCCGGAUGAUAGCCGUAACUUUGGGCUUCCCCUUAACAUAAUUUGCAAACAACUUGUUUCCAUCAACAAUAGCUGCCCAGCUUUGAAAAACAUUUAUCUGCUGGAGUUCCACCCUUCCCUGGGUCUCGCAUCACUCAUCCCCCGAUCCCUUGAGUACCUCCUCCGGGAGGCCCGCCACACCUGCAGACCCACAUCCGUCAGCAGCCUCACCUUGCUGGAGAGACGUGUGCUGCAGCUGGCCCUGGAUGUGUGGCUCACACCAGCCAGGCCCGAGUCCUGGUACAGCACUCAGCUCCAGAGAGAUCUGUUUUCAGCUAAAGUAAUGGGAGAUCCCUUUCUCCUAGAAGAGAUAGGUCUGCUCGCACUCAAGUCUGCAGCAGACAAAGGAGAGAACCAAAGCCAAGAUUCUCCUGUGCUGCUCCUGGAGACAUUUUCCAAACUUCUAGAACUUCUGACCCUCCGCCACCGGCUGAUAGAAAUGAGUCUGGAGAGUGUACAUUUAGCUCGUCUCUAUAAGGAAUUGGCAUGGGAGAUGGGUUUUGAAGAGUUCCAUUUGUAUCUGAGACCUGUUCACUUUGAAUUUGCACCACUCAAAGAAAAAGUGGACCGUCCAUCUCCUGUCUUUAUCACCUCUCUACUGAAGGACAGUGAUCAAGUGGACAGAUAUUCUCCUACUACUCUUGUCUUAGCCAUCUCUGAGGUGGAUGAUAACCAGGUUUGCAAGUUUAGCUUUUAUACAAAGGAAGCCAUCCUUAAGCUCUUAUUCCAUUCAGGAGUGGAAAAUAUGCAAGUGACCCUUGCACGCCAAGCAGCUCAGAAAAAUGCCUUGAUGGUGGCUGUCCAACAGGCAUCCUUCUAUCACACGCCCUGGUGGGGCUGUCCUGCUGAUGUGAAGGAAAUAACUUCAGAUCUGAGAAAUUAUGGUGGAAUGGGUCCAGCCAGAAGAAGAAAUUCCAGAAUUGUGAAUGGCAUAGAGAACUUACUGUUAGCCCCAACUCCAAAAGUGCCAGACACCCUUACUCAUCCUUCAGAAAGAUUCCAGCCUACCAAAAGGGCUCCGGAGGCUUUUGUGUCUAUUCAACUAGAAAAGGUGGGGCUGCGGGACAUGAUGCUGAACACCUUCCUCCUCAGGAAACAAACCAUGGCCGACAGAAUGAAGAGCCUUGAUGAAAUUGGUAAAGUCAAGAGAGACGUUAUAGUUGAAUAUUGUCAGAAGUUCAACUGCCGUAUGUCUCACUAUGCUCUUCGUGGUCAGAUUAUGGCAUACUGCAAUAGCCUGAGAGCCCUGCUGGAAGAUUUCCCUACCAUCAGGGAUACCUUUUUCAUGGUGGGGCAACCACAAGAAAAGAAAGGGUUGAGAGACUCCAAGGAGGGCCUCAAGGCUGACCCCAGUUUUAACAGAGACCACAUUAUCCUCAAACCAAAGUCUCUAUAGAAGAGGAGCCAAGAGGAGUUCUCCCAAGAAGGAUGCCCCUUGAGGCCUUCUUGCUUUUCAUGGCUCCAGAGGAGACUAGAAUCUGGAGACUGGGAUGAUGCUUGGCCACAUUCCAAGAGCAGUGGUGUCGGCUGAUUGAGGAGUGAAGAAA